GCCGUGGGCACGUGUAAGGCUUAUUUUCGAUCAACCGAGCCAUAUGCGACGCGAUGCAGCUUCAACUCGAAGAAAUCCGACUCCAACUAAAUUGAGAUGCGCUGUUCGAUCAGGAUUGGUAAUUUGAGCUUUUCUCAGUGGUUCAUAAUCCGGACGCAAUAGUGGAUGGUCAUUUCGAGGAAGAUUUCUGCUCGUAUACCUGGGUUUUCUGUCGAUUCUCAGGUUGUGUUUGGAAGGACAGAACUACAUAAAAUUUGGUUGUAAUGAUGUCAAGACCUUGGGUUCUUGUCUGUCUGCUGUUACUGAUCGUAUUCUCCUCACAAUUUGAGUGGAGGCAGCAGUAUGAGAACGAGCUUGAAGCAGGUCCAAACGCUUCGCAGAGAGAACCACAGAUAUCUGAAAGAGAGGAAGCUGUAAAAGAAAAGAUUAUCCUUUCCCAGGAGAAAAAUAUUCGGAGAUUGAAUGAACUGGUGCAUAAGCUUAGAAGACAGUUACUCCAGUGCAGAGGUGAACAUGAGGCAGUGAAUGGCACGGUGACGCCCAUGACCGAGCUUCUAACGGUGCUCGACCAGCAGCCAAUGUUAGAAGAUUAGCUCCAAUGGAACUGACCACCGCUCUCGAUCUUUGCAAGCUCCACUCCGUUUCUGUUCAGUGAUCAUUAAUCUAGCCUCCUGAUGAGAUUGAGUCUGAAUCAGUACUACAUUUUGAUAGGACUUUAACUGUAAUUGUAGAUCAUCUUCUCCCCUAUUCAACUCUAUACACUACUGAUAAGUAUACCAAAUAUAAGCUCUAUUAAAAGUCA
Messenger RNA from Momordica charantia (bitter melon), 802 nucleotides. RefSeq lists its product as uncharacterized. The record is from RefSeq and is a predicted model, not a curated record. NCBI's taxonomy places the organism in Eukaryota, Viridiplantae, Streptophyta, Magnoliopsida, Cucurbitales, Cucurbitaceae.